UAAAUGGAUUUGCAGUAAUCUUCUUCUGCUAUAUGUGAGCCUACAGUGUUAGUGAGAGCAUCUCGGCAUUAACAACUGAAUUACAAGUGUUUCUCGAUCUUCCCUUAUAAGAGAUCGGAUGGGAACAAUGGCGAUUGGAUGGAUGAUCGUUUUAUCCGCGUUAUUUGUCCAAGCAUUAUCAGCGCCGAGUGGCUGCAUAGAGUCUUGCAACUUCCUCCAAACAAGCAUUCAUCAAACAUCGAGCGGUUAUCAAGAUCAUGCGAAUUUAGUUCAAGCAAGAACGAACUUAAAUGAUUACGAUUACGCUAGACCAGGAAACUGGACUGAACAUAAUCAGUAUAGGACGGACGGUGGGCACGGCAAGGUUCACGAAGAACGGGGACAAUAUGUCGACACGUCGAAAAAGGUGAGAUAUUACAAGAAGAAUUUUACCACGUCCUACGGAAACGUAAACGGAGUGGACGCAGCGGACUUAGGUGAAUCAAGCAGUCAACACAGGUAUAAUCCAACACAAGUGCCAAUUAGCCGGCAUUUUCAAAGCGCAUACGGCCUAGGAGAGACAGGCGCGAGCGAGACCGGAUACAAUAGAGUGCACAGCCAACAGACACAAUCAUCAUCAACGCGAAUCGAAAGCAAGAACGAGAGACUGGAAGAUUUUGGGGAAUACGGCGGAUAUUCGCAAGUGAAUCAACACAUUCCCGGCAUUAACACACAAACGAUCGACACGCAGCAUCAUGUCGAAACAGCUCCCAAUAAUUGGAGCAGAUCAGACUCUUACAGGACCGAUGGAGGUCAUGGACAAGUCUUCGAGGAGGAAGGUCAAUACGUAACUGGGCCUAAGAAAGUUCGUUAUUACAAGAAAAACUACACCUCCAACUACAGCUCCGGCGCUCCUCAAAGCGUCAUUGGCUCGGCGACAUUGGACGAAUUACACGGUGAAUUGCAAAGGAACCUGCAGCAAGACCUCGAGAGCGUUAGAAGGAAUUUACAUCAAAUCUCUAGCACCGGACACACUGCCGCGACCACGCACGUAGGUUCGACUCAGAUGGACUUGACUCAGGAAACAGUCGGUCUCCACGAUCUGCAAACAGCCGAGAGCGGUUACAGACAUUUGGGCUACCAGGGCGGUCCGUCCACCGGAAGUGUGCAUCAUACCGAGCAGCAGAGAGAAAUACACACCGAUACGAGACAGUUGCCGUAUACGUACCCUACCGCGACCGCAGAUACGUAUGGCACGGAAAGCCACCGAAGUUAUCAGAGCCAUGAGACCCACUCAUCUCGAGUGCAUCCUGUGCCUCAUUCGAGUCACUUAUCUCCCGGUUACGUACAGGUUCCCGGAAGCGGUUACCAAACUAGCGGAUACCAAACCAGCGGCUACCACAAUGCGCAAUCGAGUGGGCAUCACCUGGACGAAACUCAUCGUACAGAGGCCCUGGGCACGCAUCGGUCCAACGUGCUUCAGAAUCAGCUGCUGACUGACUCCCAGCGCGUGUACAACCCACAUUUGAGUCACGUCACGUAUCCCAGCAGACAUGGCGAAACUAGGCACUACGAGGAGCAGUGGAGAUCCUCCAGUCACACCGGGGAGAGCGUAGCUCCCGAACGAACCAUUACGGGCUAUUCUGGACACGGUGUUGGUCACACGGAAAGAGCGCAUUACGAUCGGGACGCGUAUAACGAGCACCACGGACGUUCCCAUACCGCCCAGGGAUACGAGUCUCAUGCACGUACUGGCGGCAGCAGUUAUGAUUCUGCGUACAAAACGGGACAACUCGUGACCGGAUCGCUGGACUCAGGCCACGCAGCGCAUGGCGCCGAUUGCACCGAGGAGACUCAUCAGCAAUAUCAACACGAAACCAGAUACCACAGAAAAUACAAACGAGAUGAUCGUCACGUGCAGCAACAUCAAGUGACCGAUGAGGAUUUUACACAGCAAGAUCAGGAACUCGGUCAAGAGAUACAACAGCCGGAAGAUUUGACAGAGCAGAGUGAACAGUUUACACAACAGAUACAAGGAUCUGACAAACUCGCGCAACAAAUUGGCAAACUUGAAUUUGGUCAACAAUCCAUCGAUAACCAUCAUUUGGAUGAUUUAACACAGCCGAGCGAGCAAUUCGACUUCAUGCAGCAGAGUGAACACAAGUUUACACAACAGCCACAAGGCUCUGACGACUUCACGCAACAAACGAGUGAACUUGAAUUCGGUCAACAAACCAUUGAUAAUCAUCAUAUGGAUGAUUUAACACAGCAGGGCGAGCAAUUCACUCAGCAGACGGAGGGUCAGUUUCAAUUUGGCCAGCAAACUAUUGAUAAUCCGUACUUAGAGGAUUUAACGCAGCAGACACAAGAAUCCGACGAUUUCACACAACAGGCGAGUAGUAAACUUGAAUUUGGACAGAAAACUGAUGACGCUCGACAAUUGGAGCAAUUCCCACAGCGAACAGCAAGAUCGGAAAGUCUGACGCAACAAACUCAACUAGAUAAACAUGAAUUUGGACAACACGUUGUCGAUAAUAAACAUUUAGAUGACCUAACCCAACAGAGCGAACAGUUUUUACAGCAAACAGAGGGUCAACUUGAAUUUGGACAGCAAAUUGUUGGUGAUCAGCAUCUAGAAGACUCGACACGGCAAAAUGAACAAUUUUCACAGCAGACGGUAGAGUCAGACGAUUUUACGCAACGAUCCGUUGGCAAACUGGAAUUCGGUCAACAAAUGCAAUCGACAGAUAAAUCUGCCAAGCCGCAAAGUCAACGUCUGGAGGAAUUCAAUGAGCAAAAUGAAGAGUUCACUCAUCAGACGGGAAGAUUUGAUGAUUUUACGCAGCAGACAAUGGGACACGUGGAAUUCGGACAACUGCAACAACCGCACAGAUCCAGUAAACCAAGAGACAGCAACUAUCGUUUGGAAGACUUGACUCAGCAGAACGAAGACCUAACUCAACAGACUGGAGGAUUCGAUGAUUUCUCGCAGCAAACAGCAGGGCAUUUGGAGUACGGGCAACAAAGGGAACAGCAGCGAAAUCCUAGCUGGCCGAGACACGAGACUCAACGUUUGGAUCAAUAUUCUCAACAAAAUGGGUGGGAUAUAGAUAAUCUUUCGCAACAAUCGCAUCGAUAUCCGUCCUACAACGACAGAAAUAACAAACCAUCCGAGUGGCAGCUUGGACAAAUGUCGCAAAGACCGAACUUUGAUCAAGAUCUGACUCAGCAAACCAAUCAAGAUCAAUUAAAACCAGCGCCAAAACCAAGACCGAGGCCACGAUAUCAGAAACAUGAUGUCAUUACAUCACAUACAGAUGGAACAGAUACGAUUGUUGACGACGUCUCUAAGCCGGUCGAGGUAAACCCGGAGGCUGAUAUAGACAACUUCCACGGAAGGAUUGUCGAAUCUGGCAGUCGCGCGACGUAUCCUGGACCCAAUCAUCACACGUCGCAAACUCUGUAUCCGACUCAAGGAGGCAGCGUGUUUGACAACCAGAAGGAAAAUAUGGAUCGCUUGCACUGGGUGCACAAGUCAAACGACGCGACGGUAGGCUUGCAAUGGCAUUAUACUUACCAUCCAAGCGACUUGACUAGCGUUGAAGGCUCGCAUAACAAUUAUUAUCCUCGUCACAACCUCGGCUCGGUGUCGCCGCAAAUGGAAGAUACGCAGCAGCAGUCCAAACCAUUCGACUUUAACCAACGAGAGACACAGGACGAGGACACGUUGGAAGAUAAGCGUCAAAAUUCGUACAUUUCUCAAUCGUCGCAACGUGACAAUUACGAUCAGCAAUUGGGGUCGUCUCAACAAACUGAAACGCCCCACUUCGACAAUCAGUUCAAUCGAGAUUCUGACCAAAUCCCGUCAAAGGUAAUUCCACUACAAAAUUCCCAGCCGACUUCCGAACAAGAGAAACGAUCGACGCCGACGGACGAACCGACUGCGGGACAGACGAACGAUAAACCGGAGUCACGAAUCUUGCAAGCGUACGGAGGCGGUGGACCGUAUGACGUACCGCACAGUAAUGACUUCUACAACAGAGUCAAGCCGAAUCCCAGCGUUACCUUGCCACCCUUGGGCGGCGACGAUCCGUGGGACAUUAGGGAAAAACCAAGGGAAUCACUGAUACCCCGGAAUGAAUGGUCGACAGUACGCUACACACCGCAAAUUGUAACCACGACCGAAGCGGUGGAAACUACGACGCAGACGGCAGAAGCUACGACAACCGAGCCAUCCUUUUGGCGCAGAGUGGGCCAUAAAAUAACCAACACGUACGACAAGGCUAAGGAAAAAGCCAAGGACUUCUUCGGCUAGUCUCGACCGUAUCCCACUUAUUUAAGAAUUACAGGAAAAUCUUCUAUUGUGCGAUAGGCUCCUAAUAUGAGAUAGCGGGGUUUCCGCUAAAUUAAUAGACAUCAUUUGUUGGUUCCACCGU
Vollenhovia emeryi is the source of this 4415-nucleotide messenger RNA. Its product is annotated as filaggrin-2-like. The transcript is spliced from 3 exons. The coding region runs from base 119 to 4294 and encodes 1391 amino acids. The record is from RefSeq and is a predicted model, not a curated record. NCBI's taxonomy places the organism in Eukaryota, Metazoa, Arthropoda, Insecta, Hymenoptera, Formicidae.